Patella vulgata (common limpet) is the source of this 1602-nucleotide messenger RNA. RefSeq names its product nuclear pore complex protein Nup50. The record is from RefSeq and is a predicted model, not a curated record. Gene Ontology annotation, biological process: protein import into nucleus. Gene Ontology annotation, cellular component: nuclear pore. Lineage: Eukaryota; Metazoa; Mollusca; Gastropoda; Patellidae. The transcript is spliced from 8 exons. The coding region runs from base 210 to 1376 and encodes 388 amino acids.
ACAGUGGUGAGAUCCACAGAAAUUAUUUUUGUUUAAAUACCAUCAUUCGAAAUUUGGGAAUAUUUUAAAGUACCUUUGCGCAUGAACACAAAUUCAGUGAUUUUAUGGAAAAUGGCGGCCCCCAUAAGUGCAUGACUUAAAGAAUUUAUUUUCGGAAUACAGGAUUUUUGUGAUUUAGUCGAAGGUCACUGCAGGUUCAUUUUAUAAGAAUGGCAAAGAGAAAUGCUACUAGUGAAUUAACUGAUAGAAACUGGGAUCAUGAGGAUGAACCUGAAGAGGCAGGAAUAUUUACCCAGGCCAGUAAAGAUAUCUUGAAACAUCGACAGAUGAAGAAGGCAAAGAGAAGAAAUCCUAAUGAAACGGCUUCAGGUGGAGCAUUUUCUGGAUUCAGUGGUUUCGGUGCUAAAAUAAACCCACCAAAGUCAAGUCCGGUGAGCAGUAAUAUGUUCACUACUACAGCCAUCCCUGCUGUUACGUAUGGUUCUACAGCUUUUUCUAAUACACAAACCACUUCUGUUGAAUCCAGUAAAACAGGAAACAAACCUUUGAAAGGAAACAACAAAGCGGAUUCUUCUUACUACAGUUCUUUAAAAAGUUUGAAUAGAUCCCUGUUAUCUUGGCUACAGAAACAUGUGGAACGUGAUCCGUACUGUAUUUUAACUCCUAUAUUUGAUGACUAUCAAAAACAUUUAGUAGAAAUUCAAAAGAACAAUAAUAACAAAGAAAAUAAAGACACAGAAAAAGAUGCUGAUGACAGUGAUCCUGAGAUUAGUAUCAACCCUCGUUUUAGAAAAGAAGACUCUCCUAAAAAAGAUAGUACAUUUGGGGGUUUUACUAAAACAUCAAUAAGUGGUUUUACAUUUCCAUCUGCUAAUACCUCUACUGACAAGAGUAUAACAAGCUCGGGUUUUGGUAGCUCAGGCUUUUCUUUCGCAGUAAAGCAAGCCACAAACCCAACUGUGACAACUGCAAAAACAGAUGAAGAAGAAGAGUAUGUUCCUCCAAAAGUUGAAACUCAGGAAAUAAAUGAAGAAGGGUCAGUUUACACAAAAAGAUGUAAACUAUUUUAUCAGAAAGAUGGUAAUUGGAAAGAUCGGGGUGUAGGUAAUUUACAUAUAAAACAACUGGAUGAUGGAAAAUCUCAGGUUAUUGUUCGAGCUGAUACAAAUUUAGGAAAUAUCUUACUCAAUAUAAUGUUAUCAUCUGCUAUACCCACAAAACGACAAGGAAAGAACAAUAUAUUUAUAGUUUGUAUACCUAACCCUCCAAUAGAUCCAAAAGACACCAGUAACACACCAACACCUAUGCUAAUCCGGGUUAAAACCAGUGAAGAUGCAGAUGAAAUGUUACAGAAAUUAGAAGAAAAUAAACAUUGAUUUUUAGUGUUCCCUUAUCUUCCAAUAACAUAUUAUUCUACUCUGAUAACCUGUGACAAAAUGAACAAAGAAUUUUCUAUGGAAAUGGACUAAAUUAUAUUAAACAAUUCAGUAUAAUCUUUAUUUUUUAAAAAAUCUGCACAAUCAGAAAAGAUUUCAAAUUGUAAAAUAUAAAUUCUGUUUUGGAAAUAUGAAAUUGGAUUGUAAAUAAAAUAUUUUAACUAUG